CCCCGGUGACAGUUGGUGAGGCGCGCUCCCCUUUGCGUGAUGACGCAAGCCGGGCGGCGGUGAGGACCAAAGAGGACGGUCGGGGUGAGGAACUGGUGGAAGGAGGAGCAGGCUGGGGGCAACGGGGCUGAUGGCGCACCCGGCCGCGCCAUGAUCGCCUCUUGACCGGUGUCCCUGUUUAUGCCCCACUCACUCACUCCGUCCCGUCGGCCACAAAGCUGCGACGAUCGUCGUUGCCGGCGAGCCAUGGAUGAGCGCCCGGCGCUGUUGCUCUCGCACUUGUUGGUCAACAACCGGCCAUUCCAAGUCACCUUAACCAAGACCGGGCUCUGCUGGCGCUCGCUGCAGCCGAGGAAACUCCCGGCGACGGGUGGAGAGAAACAUUGUGUGUCUGUCGCUGAAAUUAUUGCUGUUCGUGAACCUGACGUGGAUGAGAUAAAUAAAGAAUGCAGAAGAUGGCAGAAAAUGCCUUCUGUUUCCUCCGAAUCAAUUUUGCAUACAUUCACAGUAUAUCAUGUGCAGAGAUCAAAAGAGCACCACUGGUGGUGCAGGGAAGUAACCUUUUGCUGCAGUGAUCAACAACUCUGUAACCAAUGGGUACAAGCUCUUGAGGAACAGUUGGAUUUGCAAGCUAUGCGACCAAAGAACUUGAUUGUAUUCAUAAAUCCUUUUGGAGGGAAACGACUUGGAAAACAAAUAUAUGAUGAAAAGGUGGCCCCUCUCUUUCAAUUAGCUUGCAUUACCACUGAAGUGAUUGUGACUGAGCGUGCUAAUCAUGCCUGGGAUUAUUUGUUGGAAGCUGAUCUGGAGAAAUAUGAUGGGAUUGUUUCUGUUGGUGGAGAUGGGAUGUUCAGUGAGGUAAUGCACGGUGUGAUAGGUCGGAUACAAAAUAAUGCAUGCAUUAAUCAAAAUCAUCCCGAUGCUGAACUCGGUCCAUGUGAUUUGAGGAUUGGAAUUAUCCCAGCAGGUUCAACAGACUGCAUAUGCUAUGCAACAGUUGGAGCAAAUGAUCCAGUGACUUCUGCCUUACACAUCAUUGUGGGUGAUUCACAACCCAUUGAUGUCAGUUCAGUUCACCAUAAAAAUAGGUUUUUGAAAUAUUCAGUAUCUUUAUUAGGAUAUGGAUUUUAUGGCGACACACUAUUGGAUAGUGAAAAGAACCGUUGGAUGGGUCCAUCAAGAUACGAUUUCUCAGGUUUUAAGGCGUUUCUGACUCACCAGUGCUAUGAAGGAACAAUUUCCUAUUUACCAGCAACUGAUACAUUAAGUAGUCCAAGAGAUCAGAGACCAUGUACAGCUGGAUGUGCUAUCUGCCAGAACAGUGGAGAGCAAUCACAAAAAGCAAGGGAAUACAAGAUUCUUAAAAGUGAGGAGCAAAAACAGUGGAAAGUGAUUAAAGGAAAAUUCCUGGCUAUAAACCUAGCAAAUAUGAGUUGUGCAUGUCCAAAAUCUCCAAAGGGCCUCUCACCCGCUGCACACCUAGCUGAUGGGACGAUGGACCUUAUUUUAGUCCGCAAAUGUUCAAGAUUCAGUUUCUUGAGGCAUCUCAUCAGGCACACAAAUGGCAAUGAUCAGUUUGACCUUGCAUUUGUGGAGGUUUACCGAGUGAAGAGAUUCAAAUUUGUACCAAAAUAUUCUGAUGAGGAGGAUGGUGAUAUCCAGGAAGUUAGCAAAAAUCUUUUUGGACAAUUCUGUAGAGACCAUCCCACCUGUAGCUCUGUGCAGCUCGCCAGCAGUUGGAAUUGCGAUGGAGAGAUAAUUGAGCAUGCGGCCAUUGAAGUGAGAGUUCAUUGCCAGUUGUUAAGACUUUUUGCAAGAGGAAUAGAAAUGCUUUCUUCAGAAAACGACAUUGACAAUUCAGUUGAUUAAGCAGAUUCCAAGAUCUCAGGAUUCCAGAAACCAUUCCUUUUGAAGAUUGAAAUCAUAUGUCUAAGUUGUGAAAUGUACUUUUAUAACUUGUGAUUCUCAGUUUAUUUCCAAAAUGAUUACAGUUAUGAGUAUUUAUUUAUUACACACAGUGUAAGUAUAAAAAGCAACAAACAAAAUUAAUGUUAUUGUUUCUGGAUCUGCUUUGUAGAUUAAAUUUCAAAUUUAAUGUUUCUAUUUAUUCAUGGUAUUUGAGAUUUAAAGUAUUAAGCUCAUUGGUGUGUUGCAAGAAGCUGUCCUUUAGAAAUUGGCAGAAUGUUUUUUUACAAAGUCCACUUAAACUGUGGAACAGAGUUUCGGAGAGACUCGUUUUUAAGUAUCGGCCUCAUUUUAAAUUGAAGUAUGUGCAAGCUACUUCAGAUGGGUGAUAGAUUCCACUUAUUUUUAAGCAUAGAUAUCAAAUUGCCUUUGUAAUUACAUUCUUAAUUUUAAGAUAAAAAUCUAGGUUUUGUUCCAGUUUCUUUUCCUGCACCUUGCAACUUAUCAAUGCAAUCUGAUUUGUAAUUUCUACGCAAUGAUAAAAGAAGCUAUAUUUUGAGAACAGUUCUUUAUUUUAAUAAAUGUUAAUAGAGGAAACUAUAUAAAUAACAUUGUUGAAUAUUUGAGUUUGUACAUAACAAAUUUAAAAAUAUAUUUAUUGUACAUGAUUAAGCUAGAUUUUGCUUAGCUUAGUAUGUGUUCACUAUGUGAAUAGUUUGUAGUCAGUCAUGUUAAUGCACUAAUGAACAGAAAGCAGCACUCACCCCGUCUUUUGUAUUUUACAUUCCUCCUGUAAAACUUUUCAAAACUGAUGAACACGGCACAGAAAAACCUACUGAUGCUGUUGAUCUUUGUUUCUUGAAAUGCUCUUAGAUUAUUCAUUUCAAAAUAUUUGACGAGCUAUUAAUAUGUGUUGUGAUUAUUUAGUUAUGUGUAUACUUUUUUUUAAAUGUGCAUAACUAAUGUAAAUAGACAGAAUGAAUAUGAUUUGCCAUGUCCUUGAAGGAUGUGAAUUCAUUUUUAUUCCUUUCCCAUCAAUAAAUUUUCUGGUUUGUUGAUAUUUAAUAUAUUUCCUAUUCAGGGAAGCUUUCUGUCAGCAGGCAAUUUCUUGUUGACCUGCUUAAGAUCCAGACCAAAUAACUUUGUGAAUGUAAUCUCUUGUGAAAAUGAUCAAAAUUAAUUUGUUAGUUAGGAAUUUGUGAGUGGACAAAAUGCAUUAAACAAAGUAGUUGAAUUAACCAAA
Messenger RNA from Amblyraja radiata (thorny skate), 3148 nucleotides. RefSeq names its product ceramide kinase (gene cerk). Gene Ontology annotation, biological process: phosphorylation; ceramide metabolic process. The record is from RefSeq and is a predicted model, not a curated record. The transcript has 13 exons. Gene Ontology annotation, molecular function: ceramide kinase activity. Lineage: Eukaryota; Metazoa; Chordata; Chondrichthyes; Rajiformes; Rajidae. The coding region runs from base 181 to 1869 and encodes 562 amino acids.